Messenger RNA from Microthlaspi erraticum, 1506 nucleotides. The record is from the annotation of a GenBank genome assembly. Lineage: Eukaryota; Viridiplantae; Streptophyta; Magnoliopsida; Brassicales; Brassicaceae.
AUGAACCUCUUCAACUCUGACGAUGACUUAUCCAUGAUCGAAGCUCUCUUGACCUCCUCUUCCUCCGAUUUGUGGCCAUUAGCUCCGGCCAAUGUCAAUCUCAGCCUAGACACCACUAUCCAGAAACGGUUACACGCUGUGUUAAACGGGACCAACGAGGCUUGGACUUACGCCAUUUUCUGGAAGCCUUCAUACUACGACUUUUCCGGUGAAUCGGUUCUAAAAUGGGGCGAAGGAGUUUACAAAGGCGGCGAAGAAGCUAAGGCUCGGCGGAAUAGGAAGGCCACGGCGGAAAAAGAGCACCGGAGUAAGAUAAUCCCCGGAGAAGCUUUGCCGGUGGUGGACGACGAUGACGUGGAAAUGAAGGAUACGGAGUGGUUUUAUUUGGUUUCAAUGACGUGUAGCUUUAGCAGCGGAUCCGGGUUACCGGGUAAGGCGUUUGAUACUAAUAAUCCAGUUUGGGUUUUCGGGUCGGAUCAGAUAAUCGAGUCGGGUUGUGAUCGGGCUAAACAAGGCCGGGAUUUAGGGAUGCAAACUAUAGUUUGUAUUCCUUUCGAUAACGGAGUGUUGGAGCUUGGAUCCACGGAUCAGAUCCGUCAAAUCUCGGAUCUGCUUGAUAAGAUCCGAUUUUUAUUUAACUUCGAAGGAUCCGGAGAUUUUACCGGAGCCCCGAAUUCGAGCGCCUCCCAGCAGAUCUCAGUUCAGUUAGAGACAAUUGGUUCAAGUACCGAUAACCCGACCCCGGACCCGAAUCCGAGUCCAACUUAUCCACGUUUCAGUAUUUCGACGCCGUCUUCCACAUCGGCGAGCGCAGCUCGUAUAAUUAGUUUCGGCGGCGAUGGUAAACGGAACUCAGAGAAUCCGAACCGUGAUUCUUACUCCGGUCAGAUCCAGAUCGAGGAAAGCAAUAAUAUCUCAUUCUCCGCCGACGGCGCCAAAGUGGUGCUGGAAAACAAACGGCAAAAGAAACGCGGGAGAAAACCGGCGCACGGUAGAGAUCAUCACCAGCCGGUGAGUCACGUGGAGGCGGAGCGGCUGAGACGGGAGAAUCUAAACCAGCGAUUCUACGCGUUAAGAGCGGUCGUACCAAACGUAUCGAAGAUGGACAAGGCGUCGUUGCUCGAAGACGCGGUUACUUACAUCAAUGAGCUGAGAUCGAAAUCGGAAAACGACGAAGCGGAGAAAAACGCGAUUCGGAUCCAGCUCAACGAAAUGAAGAAGGAGGCUGAGAUCGUGAAUUCUAGGGACAAAGAAAACGCGACGACGACGAAGAUCAUCGAUGUGAAGAUUAUGGGUAGUGAUGCGAUUAUUAGAGUGGAAGCGAGCAAUAGGAAUCAUGUUGGAGCAAGAUUGAUGAAUGCUUUGAUGGAUUUGGAGGUGGAAGUGAAUCACGCGUGCAUUUCGGUGAUUAACGAGAUUGUGAUACUACAAGCAACUGUGAAGAUGGGAUCCAUAAUCUACACGGAAGAGAAGCUUCGGGCCAUGUUGCUAUCGAAAAUCAGUUAG